Saprolegnia parasitica CBS 223.65 is the source of this 1589-nucleotide messenger RNA. RefSeq lists its product as hypothetical. The transcript has 7 exons. The record is from RefSeq and is a predicted model, not a curated record. Gene Ontology annotation, cellular component: phenylalanine-tRNA ligase complex; cytoplasm; cytosol. Gene Ontology annotation, molecular function: tRNA binding; phenylalanine-tRNA ligase activity; ATP binding. The coding region runs from base 54 to 1589 and encodes 511 amino acids. Gene Ontology annotation, biological process: phenylalanyl-tRNA aminoacylation. Lineage: Eukaryota; Oomycota; Saprolegniomycetes; Saprolegniales; Saprolegniaceae.
CGAGAUUGUGGCAGCCACUUGUUUGGUCAAUCCAUUGGCGAAUUACGGCAACGAUGGACCACGAGAAGCUCGCCGCGGAGAAGCAACUGCUCGCGUACCUGCAUGCGCACACGACUGUCGCGGAUACCUACCCGUACGCGCUGUCGCAUGGCCUCGACCACGCCCUUGUCGUCGGCGUCGUUAAGAGUCUGCUCGUCGACGCCUUUGUGACGGCGUCGGAAGUCUCGACUUCGUUCUACGUGCUGAGCGAGGAGGCGCUUGGCAUCAUGCAGAACGGGUCGCCCGAGUUCCAGGUCUUCAGCGCCAUUGCUGCCGAUGGUAUUAGCAAGGCCGACCUCGAAGCCAUUGUUGGCGCGGCCACCUUCAAGGUCGGCCAGGGCGCCUGCAUGAAGAACAAGUGGAUCCGCAUGGACAAGGCCACGGGCAUGAUCUACCGCAAUGUCGAAAGCGUCACGGACGACGUUGUGGCGCUCUUGAAGAACGUCGAGGCCGUCAAUGGUGACGUCGCGCGCGUCGCCAAGGCGGACGCGGACAACCUCAAGCGCCGCAAGCUCCUCACCCUCCAGGUCCGCAAGUCGUGGAGCGUCGGCAAGGGCCCCAACUUUGCCCUCGAGCGCAAGCGCCAGGCGGCCGGGCUCAACAAGGACAUGCUCGACAGCGAGGCGUGGAAGACGGAGACGUUUAAGCCGUACAACUUUAACACGAUGGGCAUGCCUGUCGGCGGUGGCCACUUGCACCCGCUCAUGAAGGUCCGCGCCGAGUUCCGCCGCGUCCUCAUGGACAUGGGCUUCCAAGAGAUGCCGACGAGCCGCUUCGUCGAAAGCAGUUUCUGGAACUUUGACUCGCUCUUCCAGCCGCAGUCGCACCCGGCGCGCGACGCCCACGACACGUUCUUCCUCACGACGCCCGCGAGCGCAAACUCGGUGCCCGAAGACUACUACGAGCGCGUCCGGGACAUGCACGAGAACGGCGGCCACGGCUCGAUCGGCCAUGGCCGCGGUGCGUUCACGCGUGAAGAAUCGUUCAAGAACCUUCUGCGCACGCACACGACCGCGAUUUCGGCGCAGAUGCUCUACAAGCUCGCCAACCAACCGGGUGGCUUCAAGCCGCAAAAGUACUUUUCGAUCGACCGCGUCUUCCGUAACGAGAGCAUGGACGCGACGCACUUGGCCGAGUUCCACCAGGUCGAGGGCGUCGUCGCCGACUACGACCUCUCGCUCGGCGACCUCAUUGGCGUCAUCAGCAGCUUCUUCAAGAAGAUUGGCAUCACGCAGAUGCGCUUCAAGCCCGCGUACAACCCGUACACGGAGCCGAGCAUGGAGAUCUUUGCGUACCACCCGGAUCUGAAGCGCUGGACGGAAAUCGGCAACUCGGGCGUCUUCCGCCCCGAGAUGCUGCGGCCGAUGGGCCUCCCCGAGAACGUCCGCGUCAUUGCGUGGGGCCUCUCGCUCGAGCGCCCGACGAUGAUCAAGUACCGCCUCAACAACAUCCGCGACCUCUUUGGCCACAAGGUCGACCUCGAACAGACGCGGUCCGCCAAGCUCUUCCGCGUCGACGAGCCGACGGAGGAGGAAACGGCGACGGCGUAA